Closterium sp. NIES-67 is the source of this 994-nucleotide messenger RNA. NCBI's taxonomy places the organism in Eukaryota, Viridiplantae, Streptophyta, Zygnematophyceae, Desmidiales, Closteriaceae. The record is from the annotation of a GenBank genome assembly.
CCUUGUACUAGGUCCCCGCGAGGCGCAUCGCGCACUUCGAGAAAAAGGCUUGCUGCGAAAACCACGGCGGCUGCACACCGUCGUCGAGAAUCUGUGACUUGAAGCCAUCAGAAAUUCAGUGUCUUCCCUCGUAUUCCAACAUCAGCAUCUUCGGAAAUUCGUGUCAACAUUAGUCUCGCCCGAGCUGUAUCUCUUGGUAAUCUUCUCCACAGCAGCCAUGGCGCCUGUGGCUUUAGGAGCCGUUGCCACUCCCGCCGCGCUCGUUUCGCGCGUCUCAAAUCGACCGGCGCGCGCCCCCUGUUCUCCGGCAGCUCGGGGCAUCGCCUACACAUGCAAGGCCAGCGCAGCAGAGACAGCUACUAGCAGCAGUGCCACGAGUGACGCCAGUGCAGCAGUGCAGCCCGUGCUGCUGACGUGUCGGCAGUGCAAGCAGCCGUUCGACCCCGCCCUUAACCACCCGUCCGCAUGCUCCUUCCACCCCGCGCACUACGGAGGCGAGGUCAAACGGAAAUGGAAGUCAAACUUGUACCACAAGGUGGGCACAGAGUUUCUGUACCACUCAGAGGAAACAAGGGCCGAGUGGGGCGAGGUGGAAAACUUUUGGGAUUGCUGUGGGCGCAAUGACCCCAUGGACCCCGGAUGCACCAAGGGGCCGCACCGGUCGUAUGAUGAUGCAUAAGUUGCUGCAUGCCCCACCCCACCACUUCCUUGUAAUAAUUUGACAGGUGUUGUAGGAGACUAAGUAUAAAAUCUCCAAACACGAACACUUGGAAAUCCUCAAGUGUUGGCCUAGGAUCAGGGCCCUAGAUUGGUUUUGAGGCUUCCUGAUCCAUCAGGAUUCUCCCUGCAGAAAAGUCUGAAUUUUCAGGGUCCCCUAAAAAAAAUUCCUGAGCCAUCAGAAUUACUUAAAGCCCGCGGCUAAAAUAGCAGACCUGGAAACCACUUGAAUUUGGUGCUUUGAAAUCCGUCUAAGUAAAAAAUGGAAGGCAGUGUU